Messenger RNA from Equus quagga, 10452 nucleotides. It is a transcript of the gene BMPR2, whose product is annotated as bone morphogenetic protein receptor type 2. The transcript is spliced from 13 exons. Bases 40 to 3153 code for a protein of 1037 amino acids. Gene Ontology annotation, molecular function: transforming growth factor beta receptor activity; ATP binding. The record is from RefSeq and is a predicted model, not a curated record. Gene Ontology annotation, biological process: protein phosphorylation; cellular response to growth factor stimulus; BMP signaling pathway. Gene Ontology annotation, cellular component: signaling receptor complex; plasma membrane. Lineage: Eukaryota; Metazoa; Chordata; Mammalia; Perissodactyla; Equidae.
UUCUCGGCUCGGCGCGCCCGCCCCCCUCGCCGGCCCGGGAUGCCGCCCCCGCCGCGGCGGCCCUGGCGGGGGCCCGCGCUGCUCUGCGGCGUCCUGCUGGUCAGCGCGGCGGCCGCUUCUCAGAAUCAAGAACGUCUAUGUGCUUUUAAAGAUCCAUAUCAGCAAGACCUUGGGAUAGGUGAGAGUCGAAUCUCUCAUGAAAAUGGAACCAUAUUAUGCUCAAAAGGUAGUACCUGCUACGGCCUUUGGGAGAAAUCAAAAGGGGACAUAAAUCUCGUAAAACAAGGAUGUUGGUCUCACAUUGGAGACCCCCAGGAGUGUCACUAUGAAGAAUGUGUAGUAACUACCACUCCUCCCUCAAUUCAGAAUGGAACAUACCGUUUCUGCUGCUGUAGCACAGACUUGUGUAAUGUUAAUUUUACUGAGAAUUUUCCACCUCCAGACACAACACCACUCAGUCCACCUCAUUCAUUUAACCGAGAUGAGACAAUAAUCAUUGCUUUGGCAUCAGUCUCUGUAUUAGCUGUUUUGGUAGUUGCCUUAUGCUUCGGAUACAGGAUGCUGACAGGAGACCGUAAACAAGGUCUUCACAGUAUGAACAUGAUGGAGGCAGCAGCAUCAGAGCCUUCUCUUGACCUAGAUAAUCUGAAACUAUUGGAGCUGAUUGGCCGGGGUCGAUAUGGAGCAGUAUAUAAAGGUUCCUUAGAUGAGCGUCCAGUUGCUGUAAAAGUAUUUUCCUUUGCAAACCGUCAGAAUUUUAUCAAUGAGAAGAAUAUUUACAGAGUGCCUUUGAUGGAACAUGAUAACAUUGCUCACUUUGUAGUUGGAGAUGAGAGAGUCACUGCAGAUGGACGCAUGGAGUAUUUGCUUGUGAUGGAGUAUUAUCCCAAUGGAUCUCUAUGCAAGUAUUUGAGUCUCCAUACAAGUGACUGGGUAAGCUCUUGCCGUUUGGCUCAUUCUGUGACUAGAGGACUGGCUUAUCUUCAUACAGAAUUGCCACGAGGAGAUCAUUAUAAACCUGCAAUUUCUCAUCGAGAUUUAAACAGCAGAAAUGUCUUGGUGAAAAAUGAUGGAACCUGUGUUAUUAGUGACUUUGGGUUGUCCAUGAGGCUGACUGGAAAUAGACUGGUGCGCCCAGGGGAAGAGGAUAAUGCAGCCAUAAGUGAGGUUGGCACAAUCAGAUAUAUGGCACCAGAAGUUCUAGAAGGAGCUGUGAACCUGAGGGACUGUGAAUCAGCUUUGAAACAAGUAGACAUGUAUGCACUUGGACUAAUCUAUUGGGAGAUAUUUAUGAGAUGUACAGACCUCUUCCCAGGUGAGUCUGUACCAGAAUACCAGAUGGCUUUUCAGACAGAAGUUGGAAACCAUCCCACUUUUGAAGAUAUGCAGGUUCUGGUGUCUAGGGAAAAACAGAGACCCAAGUUCCCAGAAGCUUGGAAAGAAAAUAGCCUGGCAGUGAGGUCACUCAAGGAGACAAUCGAGGACUGUUGGGACCAGGAUGCAGAGGCUCGGCUUACUGCGCAGUGUGCUGAGGAGAGGAUGGCUGAACUAAUGAUGAUAUGGGAAAGAAACAAAUCUGUGAGCCCAACAGUCAAUCCAAUGUCUACUGCUAUGCAGAAUGAGCGCAACCUCUCACACAAUAGGCGUGUGCCAAAGAUUGGCCCUUAUCCAGAUUAUUCUUCUUCCUCAUACAUUGAAGACUCUAUCCAUCACACUGACAGCAUUGUGAAGAAUAUUUCCUCUGAGCAUUCGAUGUCCAGCACACCUUUGACAAUAGGCGAAAAGAACCGAAACUCAAUUAACUAUGAACGGCAGCAAGCACAAGCUCGAAUCCCCAGCCCCGAAACAAGUGUCACCAGCCUGUCCACCAAUACAACAGCCACAAACACCACUGGCCUCACUCCAAGCACUGGCAUGACCACUAUAUCUGAGGUGCCAUACCCAGAUGAAACAAAUCUGCAUGCCACAAAUGUUUCACAGCCAAUUGGGCCAACCCCUGUCUGCUUACAACUGACAGAAGAAGACUUGGAGACCAACAAGCUAGACCCAAAAGAAGUUGAUAAGAACCUCAAGGAAAGUUCUGAUGAGAAUCUCAUGGAGCAUUCUCUUAAACAGUUCAGUGGGCCAGACCCACUGAGCAGUACCAGUUCUAGCUUGCUUUACCCACUCAUAAAGCUUGCAGUAGAAGUGACUGGACAGCAAGACUUCACACAGGCUACAAAUGGCCAAGCAUGUUUAAUUCCUGAUGUCCCACCUGCUCAGAUAUAUCCUCUCCCUAAGCAACAGAACCUUCCUAAGAGACCUACUAGUUUGCCUUUAAACACCAAAAAUUCAACAAAGGAGCCCCGGCUGAAAUUUGGCAGCAAGCACAAAUCAAACUUGAAACAAGUAGAAACUGGAGUUGCCAAGAUGAAUACAAUCAAUGCUGCAGAACCUCAUGUGGUGACAGUCACCAUGAAUGGUGUGGCAGGUAGAAAUCACAGCGUUAAUUCCCAUGCUGCCACUACCCAGUAUGCCAACGGGGCAGUACCUGGCCAGACAGCCAACACAGUGGCACAUAGGGCCCAAGAACUGCUGCAGAAUCAAUUCAUUGGUGAGGACACUCGACUGAAUAUUAAUUCCAGUCCUGAUGAGCAUGAACCUUUACUGAGACGAGAGCAACAGGCUGGCCACGAUGAAGGUGUUUUGGAUCGUCUUGUGGACAGGAGGGAACGGCCACUGGAAGGUGGCCGAACUAAUUCGAAUAACAACAACAGUAAUCCAUGUUCAGACCAAGAUGCUCUUACACAGUGUGUUCCAAGCACAGUAUCAGAUCCUGGACCAUCAAAACCCAGAAGAGCACAGAGGCCUAAUUCUCUGGAUCUUUCAGCCACAAAUGUCCUUGAUGGCAGCAGUUUGCAGUUAGGUGAGUCAACACAAGAUGGCAAAUCAGGAUCUGGUGAAAAGAUCAAGAAACGUGUGAAAACUCCCUAUUCUCUUAAGCGGUGGCGCCCCUCCACCUGGGUCAUCUCCACUGAACCGCUGGACUGUGAGGUCAACAACAAUGGCAGUGAGAGGGCAGUUCACUCCAAAUCCAGCACAGCUGUUUACCUUGCGGAAGGAGGCACUGCCACAACCAUGGUGUCUAAAGAUGUAGGAAUGAACUGUCUGUGAGAUAUUUUCAAGCCUAUGGAGUGAAAUUAUUUUUUGCAUCAUUUAAACAUGCAGAAGACAUUUUAAAAAAAAACAACUGCUUUAUCCUCCUGUCAGUACUGCCUCCUACCCCUGCAGCAAGGACUUGCUUUAAAUAGAUUUCAGCUAUGCAGAAGAAUUUAGCUUAUGCUUCCAUAUUUUUUAAUUUUGUUUUUUUAAGUUUUGCACUUUUGUUUAGUCUCGCUAAAGUUAUGUUUUUGUCUCUUAUGACCACAGAAUUAUAUGUGUGUGUAUCAAAAGUGGUCUCAAAAUAUUUUUUUAAGAAAAAAAGCAAAAACCAUGUAUUGCUGAUAAUCAGUUUGGACCAGUUUCUAAAGGUCAUUAAAACAGAAGCAAAUUAAGACAGGUUUGACUGCAGUGGUGUCUGGUAUCCAUGUUUUAUUUCUGGGCACAAGCUAGUUUGUGUGUUGAUAUGUUCCUGAACAUAUUAUCUUUUGGACAUUCUUUUCUCUUGUAUUUUGUUUGAAUGUGCAAUAGUCUAUAGGCCACAAAUAAGCUUUCUUGUAAGCUCUCUUCUUAACAGAGCACACAUUCUUCCAUAAUAUGAACAUUUUUCUCCCACAUUUCCCAUACUUUUGGCAGGUCAGUUCUGUGACAGUGAAUUUUUGCACAGGAGAAAGCAGCUACCUGGUUUCUUACUUUCUUUCUCCUUAUGGAGAAUGCAGAAGCAUUGUCUCAAAGGGCUGUAAAGAAGGAACUACCAAAACCUUAUUUGAAAUGCCAUUUCUUUUAACCUUCCAAAUCCUAAAUGUCUGCUUCCAGGCAUUUUAAUAAACAUAUUUGCUUCUGGUUUUGGAAGUUCAUAAGAGAGCAUAGAACAAAGUAGAAGAAGUCAAAUAUUAGCCUUUUUCCAUUUUAUUUUAUUUUUAUAUGUAUGUUCAUGUUCCGUAUUCAUUUAUUUAAGAAGCACAUUUUUAUCAGAAAACUUAUAGAGCUAUACUUAUAUGGAAUCUUUAAGUAGGUAGAUGGUUAAGACAAUAUAGUGUUAUAGCCUUCAUUCUCUGAAUAGGCCAUCUUUGACUCAAAUAAAAUUACAUUUCCUGUUUAAAAUAACUUCAAAAGUAAUUCAUAGUUUUCACCCUGUAGUAUCUUUUAUUCUCUUCCCAAGCAAAGCCUGUUGACUUUAUCUGAAAAUGAUUAAUCUUCCCAUGACCUAAAACACUAUGUGGAAAAAUCAUUUGUCUGGCAUGCCAGAUCCCUGUGGAAGGAAGGAUUGCUGCCAAACCUAUCGCUUUUGAGCAGACUGAGACUUACCUCUCUCUCUUUUCAAAACUUUGUGUUUCUUCACUAAUCCUAUUUGCAUAAUUUCUUCUUUUGCCAGUUUUUCACAUGAUCGUUGAUAUGUGAGUAACUCUUAUUAUUUACAUUAUAUUAGAAUAUACCUUCUAGUGAUAACAUGUUAUGUAUCCUUCAAUGAUAUAUUUUUUUUAAAGCUUCCUUUGCUUUUUUCAUUACUGAUAAUCGUCUCUUAAACAACCUCUGCAAGUUUUUUUAAAUAAAGCACUUUAUGUCAAAUAAGGGACUUUUUUUUAUAAGCACAAAUUAUUUUCUAUCAAUUUGCAAACAGUGAUGAUCUCACUUAGUUUUUUCAGAUUCUCAGAGUACUUAAUAGACGUUAUCUAAUUAAGUUCUGAGAUUUCUCUGGGAGAUAAAAAGCCCCGAGGGAAACACAGAUUCCCAAUUUAGGCUUUAUCUCCUGAACAAGAUUUUCUCACUCAUAUUCUUCUAUCUUCACUAUUUAGCUAAAAAUAGCCCAGAUUUUCUAGUUUGCUGUCCAAAAUCCUUAUGACUUACUUGUGUAGAAGCCUUCUCUUGGUUGUAGUCUGCUAUGGUCUUAUGAAUUAGAUGUUACAACACUUACUAUUUGAAUAAAUGGUAAGCUGGAUAGCUGGAAUGCUGAAUACAGUUUUGAAUUCUUAGAAUUAACAUUACUUUACUAGUGCUCAGGAUUUCCACCUUUUAUGUUUUAUUGGUCCUUCUGUUGAUUCAGACUCCUAACAUAUUUUUCAGUCUCCUGGCAUAAAUUUUUUUUCAUUUAGUUAUUUUUUCAUCUAUGUAACAAAUUAUUUAUAUCUUUCCUGGUAAAUUUUCACUUAGUUCUCUUGCCUUUGAAAGUCUUUGAACUACAUUUCACAAUAUUAUUUUCAAAUAUUUGUAGGAGAUCUUUGAAUCAAAAUAAAUUGUCUUCCUUCUCCAGUCGGAAGCAUUGAGGAUAAAUGACCAUUUGAGGCCUAACUCAUAUUUUCUUGACAGAAGAGUUACCUUACCUCCUACUAUACUUUGUGUUUGGGCCAGUUGAUUGUAAGCUUUUGAACCUUUUUUUUGAUCUUUAAUGAUAAAAUGCUUUCAAAAAUUAAUAUACCAAAUUAAAAGAACUCUAUAGUUUCCCAUUUCAUGUAAGCAUAUUUAAAACAAUUUCUUUUCCCCAGUUUUUUUAGUAGACUCUUUAAAAAGUAGGAGAAAUAGGAAGUGUAGAUCAUUUUAAUAAAUUUUAAAUUAAAUUGUAUAUCAUACUGAUUUACUUUUCAAAUCUAAUAUACAAGCAAGCAAAAUUACGUAAAAUACUUAUUUGCUAACUUUAUUCAUCUAAUAAUAAUGUUUUUUAAAGCUAAUAUUUAACUGCUAGCACAAAAUUUUGCGUGUAGAAAAGCAUUUGAGUCCUUUUGAAUAAAAGGCCAUUUAAUGAAAAAAUAUUAAAAUUCAUUUUGCUAAGUAGUAUUACAACCUUAAAAGCAUCAUAAUAGGUAGUCAAAGUCUAAUAUUAAUUCCCUUAACUAUCCUUAUUUUAUACUAGAAAUUAGUCAUUGAAAGAACUUGAUUUGAAUUUUGUUUAGACAAAAAUGAUUUAAUUAUAAUUCCUAAAAAUGUUCCCUUUUUUUAAAUGGGUAAUUGGGAAAAAAAAAAGACUGGUAGUCAGUGUAAAGAGUUAUGGGAAGGCACAAGAGUGAAAUAAUGCUAACUGACCAUUUGUUACCUACUGAACGCUGGGAUGCACACUCGCUGUCUUCUUAAUCCUCACAGCAACUGCAGAUGAGGGAACUAAAGCUAAGGGAAGCUAAGUAAUUUGCCCAAAGUCCACAUCUUGGAGUAGACAAAGCCUUUUAACCUAGGUUUGCCUGUCUCCACAUCUCUUUUAUCCAUACCACACUGUCUGCACACUGUAUGACAGGAUGAGUAAUACACUGACAUUUUGUAAGAAAUUCAGUCAUUAUACUCCAGCACAACUGUGGCUUGUAUAUAAGCCAAACCAGAUACCUUAAUGACUUUAGAAGUUAAGCAAACAUAAGAAGACAUGUAGACAUAUCUAUCCUUAGUGUUGCUUGAGAAAUAAUUACUAAUUCAAGACAAAGUUCAAUCCCACAUCUGCCAUCAUGAAUCUUAAAAUCAUUUCACUUCUCUUCACUCCUAACAUUCUUACAUUGUGAAACUAAAGGUAAAGUAAAUUUUAAAGGAAAAGUGAAGGUGGUUUGUGGGAACAGAGACUUUUUCCUAAAUUGAUUCCAUACUUGAUUUGGAGGAAUUAAUACAUGGACUUUGUCUCAUCAAUCCUUUAACUCCAUCUUGAAAAUUUCUGCUUUUAAUGACUUUAGAAAAUUACUAAUCCAGAGAACUAAAUGAGGAGGAUGUAGGAGGGACACAAGAAUAAUGUCCUUUUCAUAAAGCAGUUUGUGUAGCUUCCUUACAUGUAUCCACUUGUUCCGGAAAAUGUAUGUUGGUUCUGAAUGUGAAAUAGUUAAAGAAAGGUAGGACCACUCAAGUAAGUAUGUGUUUCAGUGGGAAUUAUCGCAAAAUUUGGCAAGUAUUUUUAUUUAAAAUAUUUUCAAACUUGGCUUGUAAAGCCAAAUAGAAUACCUGUUAGGCUGCAGCUGUUUGGUGAACUUUCCAUUCUCUGUAAACCUCUCUCCUCAAAGUCACUUAAAAUAGAAAACAUUUUUCAGUAACCUUUUUUUUUAUAUUUAUGGAAAUGAAUAUUUCAUUGGAGGUAGUUAGCUCCUAGAACUUGAGAUUAUAUUUCUAUACAAGCUUUUAUAAGUUUAUGUUGAACUUACUACCAGUUAUAUGCAGGUUGUUACAUAACUAUUCACAGAUUGCUUUAUAUAUUACUUUAUCUUCCAAUCUAACUCCUUAAAGUUAAAAUUUGUACGCACUUAGUUGAUUAUCUAGACCAGUUAUUCUAGAAAUUGUGUAACACUCCCUCAUAUGCCCUAGGAAUCUUUUUUGGAUGGAAUGUUUCUAAAUAUUCGUACCUUUUACCAUCAGUUUGCUUUUCAGCAGAUAAAAUUUCAUUUUAACUUUAUAUUCUGAACUAUGCAAACUUUAGCCAAGACUAUGUUACAUGAUCUGCUUCUAAAUAUACUCUUUGAGUAAAUCUGGCAAAUCACUAUUUGAGCUAGUUAUAAAAUGAUAUUAUCAAAAGGACGUUUUUCUACAGGUUCCCGGAUUAAACUGACAUAUAAGAAAAGAGGAGAUCCCAGGGUGCUCUGGUGCACCAACCCGUUGCUUUCCUUCAAUCGCCUCUUAGUUUGUGGCUGGCCUACUCUAUCCCUUGGUUAACUGACUAUAAUCUUUUGUGUCAGGAAAGUUUUCUUCAUAUUUAUUCUGCUUCCCUCCUGUUUCACUUUAUACCCAUUUCUCUUAUCCACUAGUAAAAAAAGAGAGCCAUUGGUCAUCCUCUUCAACAUUGUUAUUCUUCAGUGUGCUUCAGGCUUCUCAAUUAACACCUAAGUCUCAGUUCUUCAGACUAAACUGCUUGGUUCCUUUAGCAUUUUUUCCUCAAUCUGAUUUUAAUAACUAUUUGUAGUAUUUAAGAACACCUAAAAUUAAAUUUUAUGUUAUAUUCAAAUUUAUUGCUCCGGUUAAGUACCAGUUCGAUGGGAUAGAAUUGAGAAUUAGGAUGUUACCUCUUGACAAUGGAUCCAACCAUCAGAUUGUCAGCAAAUCAGCACUGAAGUUAAGUUUUGUAUUAGCUAACAUUUUCUAUUAAAUCGUGGAGUUUUACAAUUUUAUAUUCUCACUAGUUAUAACUAAAAAGCCGUGCAUUCAGAAUUGCAUAUUAUUUUGCCAUUAAAAUUUUUUAACCUAUAUUGCAGCAAGCUUAGCAUUAUGAUUGGGCCACAGCGUUUUACAUAUUUCUUUGUAUCAAAUAUUAAAAUGCAAGAUUAACUUUCCAAAGCAAACCCUACAGUAAUCAGGUAUUAUCUAUGAAUAUUUUUGCAGACCACUUUUGAAAUACUUAUCAUUGUUUUGCAACAUAGACUGGACUACAACAACUUUCAUUUAACUUUUAAGUGACUGGUUAAAGUUUAGUGUUUGUGCAUAUAAAAAAUAAUGUAGGAUUUUAUCUCAUGGAUAAUACAUUUGAAAGUAAAUACUUCAGAAGAAUUUAUGCUGUAUAUUAAAAUUAUGCCCAAAAUAAAUCUAUCGUAUCUUGAAAAUUCCAAUUCCAUUAUUACUGUGAUAUUUGUAGUGUUACUGUUAAAUGUUGUGACAUUCAUUUUUUAAACUUAAUUUGAAACCCAGAUUUUAAAAUCUGGCUAAGAGAGAAGGAAUCUUUAGAAAUAAAUCACAUCAUUAGGGUGUCCAGUUUAUGAUUCCAUUUUUAAGCAAACAACUGUAUUUUAAGCUACAACUUGGUGGGGGUUUUUUAAGUGUUUUAAGAGGCAACAUGUGGGUUUUUUCCAUUUUAUUUUUACUUUUAGAUUCCAGAAAGAUCUUCAUGUUUUAGACUCACUCUGUAGACAUAAUAUUACUUAAAAACUCAGGGCCCCUUUCGUCCCUUUGCACAUUGAAAAACUUCAAUUAGUAGCAAACAAGCAAUUAGAUCCAGUUGAAUAUUUAAAGUGUUUGCACACACAGUUCAUUUAAUGUUUCAUCUUAUAAUUUGAUUUAACUUACAUAGACAAUAUCAGACUUCAUUAAUCAUAAAAACUUGCCCAGUUCUAUAAUUACUGAGUAGAGGGAAAUACUCAACUAAUUGGCUACAUGCUGCAGCAUAUUUAGGCCUUAGAGUUGAAGCACCGUCUUCAAACUAUUUCUGUCCUUUGGUUAAAUGGUUAUACAUAAUGGGACAAAUCGUUUCUUUUUUCUUUUUCUUUUUUAAUAGAGAACUUAGUAGAGUAGUUCCUCAAGGAUAAAAUUUUCUCAAGAGGUAAUUUGACAUUAUAAAACUGUCUUCUGAAAGUGAACUAAUGUUGAUAGCUUUAGUAAUAGCUUGGAUGGUUUUGAGAAGGUAACCCGGGUAACCUAUUUAUCACCUUGUCAGAUCCAAAUAGAAUUUUUCUUUCAAGCAGACAAGUUCAAGCUUCACAUUGGUAUGCUGUAUACUUAAAGUCCUAGCAGGGAAGUUAUUUGUAACCAGUCUCUUGUCUCAGGCUCUCCACCUUAUUACCAAUCCUCUCAAGUAUGAUUGGGAAGCUUAUUUUUAAAGAAGCUUAACAGUAAAAAAACUAAAUUACUAAAAGAUGCAAUUCAAAGAUUGGUCCUGGUUUAACAUUGAGUUGCUUGGCUUCUGUGGCUUUUCUUUUUCUGGUCCAUUUAUUUAUUUAAACAGUUUUUGUAUGCCUUGUCAUCAUGUUUCCAUGGAGAUUAUAUUGUGUAAGUAUUUGUAUAAGCUGGAAUCAUCCUUAAUUUUCUGUUGAUAAUUUUUCAAAUGAAGAUAAGUGGACAAUUGUAAAAUACACUAACUCUUAGAGUUUUGUAGUAGCUAAAACAUGGAGAUGUGUAGCUGCCGUGCUUUUUCUAAAUGGACAGGAGAAACAUAAGCUACAGAGUGUAUUCUAUUCUGAGGAUGCGUUUCUGGAAUAAGAAAGGCUGAAAAAUUGUGGCAAUUCCUCAGAACCCUCUUUCGUGUUAACGGGUAUCUUUUGUUGGUGUGUUUUGCUCUUACAUUACAGAUAGAAUAUCAUAUAUGAAUUUAUGAAUAAUUACUUUCAGUUAUUUUGCUUUUGUAUAAGCCGUCUGAGACCUUGCUAUGCUGUAUAAGUUGUGUUUGAUGAGUCAGUGUGAGUAUGAAAUAAAGCAAAUCACUUUUCUUUUGUAUUAUCUAUGGAUGCCACUAUGAAAGCUGACAUUAAGCCACUAAAGAGUUUUCUAUGAAUAAUUGUAAGUAAAUGCUUUGAUAUAUAUAUAAACCUAAAUAAAAAGAUUGUAUUGAUACAGAGACCUUGGAGAAGGAGAUUUUAAGACAGUUCUAUAGGUUUAAAAAAGGCUUGCUGUAAAAUGGUGCAUUAUUCCCUUUAUUAAAGAUCAUAUUAAUGACAA